Molecule: messenger RNA, 1110 nt
Organism: Somion occarium
Lineage: Eukaryota; Fungi; Basidiomycota; Agaricomycetes; Polyporales; Cerrenaceae
Source: the annotation of a GenBank genome assembly
AAGCCAACGCAUCUCUUCCUCUCUCUCCCAGCUUGUCCGGUUCCGGUUUUCGUGUUCCAAGUUUCAAGUUCUACAAGGGUCCCGUCUCGGUUCUACUGUAUCAUUAUGUCUGCAAAGGUUUACGUUGGCAAUUUGAGUUGGAAUACAACGGAUGAAUCUCUCCGCAAUGCUUUCGCGGAUUUCGGCCAGAUUCUCGAUGUACGCUACCCGUUUUCCUGCUGUCGCGUUCGCAAUGUUCUCCGCAAAAGACAAAGCGUUCGAUCGAUCGUGAUGCGUGAUCGCGAUACUGGUCGCUCUCGUGGCUUUGGCUUCGUGACAUACAGCUCUGGCCAAGAGGCCCAGGCUGCUAUCGCCGGCCUCAACGAGCAGGAGCUCGAUGGUCGUCGCGUGAAAGUUAACCUCGCCAAUGCACGUGGCUCUGGUGGAGGUGGAGGUGGCGGCGGAGGUGGAGGAGGUUACGGUGGUCAGCAAGGUGGCUACCAGGGUGGAGGAGGCUAUGGCGGCCAACAGGGCGGCUACCAGCAGCCAGGUUAUGGUGGAGGUGGAGGCUACGGUGGCCAGCAAGGUGGCUACGGUGGCUACCAGGGUGGAGGAUACUAGUUGUAUCUCCGACGCGUCAUCCAUGCGUGCCAUGCUCGUCUUCCCUGUUGCAUCGGUGCUUGCCCAAGCAAACGCAUUGCGGAUGAUAUUCUGAUUUUUUUUCUCUCUAUCUCUUCUCGCUUUCUUGAUAUGCUUGACCCACUCAUCCACGACGUUCCUUAUCACUCCCCGUCGUUUUCACUCAUAGCACUUGUCGUUUUCGUCCCUGGCUUUCGUCUUUGGUCAUCGGUUUUUCACAAUCCGGCUUGUACUUGUAUGAUUAUCAGGUCCCUCUCGCUGUCCCUGUUCCCGUAUUCCUAGUUGACCCGCAUCGCUUGUGGGUGGGUGUGUCGUGUAUUAUUUUUCUCGUUCUCGCUCUGCCUUGUAUCACCAUACGUACCGAGGGUUUAUGUGAUUCCAGUUGUCGUAGUGCCUUACCAUGUUUGUGUGUUUCCGAGCAUGCGGCAGGCACAUGCUUGCACAUGCUCCCGAAGUCCGUGCCCGCAAUCAGAUCUUGAAAAUAAGAACGGC